GUUUUGACAGCAGGGAAGGCAGCCAUGUUGGCCCACAAGACUUUUAUUAUUAAGCGUAAGCUUGCCAAGAAAUUAAAACAAAACAGACCAAUUCCUCAAUGGGUACGAAUGCGCACUGGAAAUACAAUCCGGUACAACGCUAAGAGGCGUCACUGGAGGAGAACAAAGUUGAAGCUUUAAGCUUACUGUCUUGUUACUGUUAAGUAAAUAAACAAUGUAAA
Molecule: messenger RNA, 221 nt
Organism: Pararge aegeria (speckled wood butterfly)
Lineage: Eukaryota; Metazoa; Arthropoda; Insecta; Lepidoptera; Nymphalidae
Product: 60S ribosomal protein L39-like
Exons: 1
Coding region: 25-180 (51 amino acids)
Biological process (GO): translation
Cellular component (GO): cytosolic large ribosomal subunit; ribosome
Molecular function (GO): structural constituent of ribosome
Source: RefSeq, a predicted model, not a curated record